Molecule: messenger RNA, 555 nt
Organism: Thlaspi arvense
Lineage: Eukaryota; Viridiplantae; Streptophyta; Magnoliopsida; Brassicales; Brassicaceae
Source: the annotation of a GenBank genome assembly
AUGGUGAAGAAAGAGAUGGAAGUAGUGAAGGAUCUGGACCUGAAGAGGUACAUGGGCAGGUGGUACGAGAUAGCUUCGUUUCCAUCUAGGUUUCAGCCUAAGAAUGGGAUUAAUACGAGGGCAACGUACACCUUGAACGACGACGGCACUGUCCAUGUUCUGAAUGAGACUUGGACCGAUGGAAAGAGGGGCUACAUUGAAGGGACUGCGUAUAAAGCAGAUCCCUCCAGUGAUGAGGCUAAGCUCAAGGUCAAGUUCUAUGUCCCCCCAUUCCUCCCCAUCGUCCCUGUCGUCGGAGAUUACUGGGUUCUGUACAUUGAUGAUGAUUAUCACCAUGCUUUAAUUGGCCAGCCUUCCAGGAACUAUCUUUGGAUACUAUGCAGAGAUAACCAUCUUGAUGAAAAGACCUACAACCAGCUUGUUCAGAAGGCCAUAGACGAGGGCUAUGAUGUGAGCACACUUCACAAGACCCCCCAAACUAACCCUCCGCCAGAGGGAGAAGGCCCCAAGGACACCAAAGGAAUUUGGUGGAUCAAGUCCAUUCUGGGUAAAUAG